AUGGCCCCUAAGCACAGCCUGGAAGGACCUCAAGCCGAGGAAAGACGAACGAAACGCUUGAACGGUCGCUCAACUCCAGAUUUGCGAUCUGUUACUCCUCCGGGGAUUGCCUUCUCUGUGCAGUAUAUGUCAAGAGAUGUGAAGGGAAGACCGCUGAAGAAGAAGAAAGAUCCUGUCCAUGCAGAGCUGCAAGUUUCAACCAUUCGUGACCAAAGCGCGGAUUGGGGAUCGAUGAAAAGUUAUAAGAAUUUCAUUAUCCACGGUGAGGUGUACAAAGUCCUUCAAUACGUUUACCUACGCGGAGAAGACACACCAAAGGGAAGUGCUGCCAGGGACAAGGACUUUUGGAUCGCAAGGAUACUGCAGGUUAGAGCCUCGUCUCCACAGCAUGUAUAUGCCCUUAUUGCAUGGCUUUACUGGCCCGAAGAGCUGCCACGGCCGCGGGCGAAGACCUCGGACACCGUCAAUUCUAUAACCGGACAGAGGAAGUACCACGGGAGCCACGAGCUGAUUGCCAUUGUAGAGAUCACAUGGCAAAGCUUCAUUACAGUAGACUGA
This is a messenger RNA of Trichoderma virens Gv29-8, 558 nucleotides long. RefSeq lists its product as uncharacterized. Gene Ontology annotation, molecular function: chromatin binding. The record is from RefSeq and is a predicted model, not a curated record. The transcript has 4 exons. The coding region runs from base 1 to 558 and encodes 185 amino acids. NCBI's taxonomy places the organism in Eukaryota, Fungi, Ascomycota, Sordariomycetes, Hypocreales, Hypocreaceae.